AUGUCCCAUGAGGUGUUUCAGUACCAAAGGCAGAAGAUGUUUUGGGAUGAAAGCUGGAUCAUUGACUUUAAUCAAAUUAAACAAGAUAACUUCAUGGCUCGAAAUGCAACAGGGAGCACUGUCCGCGCUGUCAGUGAUUCAAAUGCUAGUUGUACCACCGCUUUGAGCUCUUGCACAGCACCUGUUGGCACUUCAAGAAAGCAUUUCUUCACUCUUACUGGAAGAUAUGAUGGCAGAAUAGUGGCCAUUAAGAAAAUCCAGAAGAAGACCUUCACCCUUUCUAAAACCAUUCGCAGGGAAGUAAAACAGAUCAGAGACCUUGACCACCCAAACCUCUGUAAAUUUAUUGGAGGCUGCAUAGAAGUGCCCAAUGUUGCUCUCAUUACAGAAUAUUGCCCAAAGGGGAGCUUGAAUGAUGUACUUAUUAGUGAAGACAUACCUCUAAAUUGGGGCUUCAGGUGA
Messenger RNA from Xenopus laevis (African clawed frog), 462 nucleotides. RefSeq names its product atrial natriuretic peptide receptor 2-like. The record is from RefSeq and is a predicted model, not a curated record. Bases 1 to 462 code for a protein of 153 amino acids. NCBI's taxonomy places the organism in Eukaryota, Metazoa, Chordata, Amphibia, Anura, Pipidae. The transcript is spliced from 5 exons.